AUGCACGUCUUCGUUACUGGAGCCACCGGCUUCAUCGGAAGAGCAGUCGUUGACGAGCUCCUAACCGCCGGCCACACAGUUAUAGGCCUCGCACGCUCCGAUGAAGCCGCCGCUUCCUUAACAGCAAAAGGCGUCAAAGUACUCCGCGGUUCCUUCCGCGACCCCGAGAUCAUCAAGCAAGGCGCAAGCGAGGCCGACGGCGUGAUCAACCUUGCAUUCGACCACGACUUCAGUAAAUACGAGCAGAACUGCCUCGACGAGAAAGAAACCAUCGAAACCAUAGGCUCGGUCCUGAUCGGAACCAACAAGCCUCUGAUCACCACCUCCGGCACGUUGGUACUCCCCAAGGGUAAACUCAGCACGGAAGCCGACGUUGUUGAUUACGAACAAGCGAUGAACAUCCGCGCUCGUAACGAGAAUGUUAUUUCCCAUCUUGCUAAGCAAAACGUGCGUUCUUGUGUCAUCCGUCUGUCGCCGACUGUACACGGCGAGGGGGACCAUGCGUUCGUCGAUAGACUCGCUGCUCUGGCUCAUUCACAGGGUAAUGCGAUUUACAUCGGCGAGGGAUUAAAUCGCUGGCCUGCUGUUCAUCGUCAUGAUGCGGCGCGGCUCUACCGACUUGCCCUAGAGAAGGGUGUUGCGGGAAGCAUCUACCAUGCUGUGGGCGAAGAGGGUGUGCCCAUGAAAGAUAUUGCUGCAGCUAUUGGUCAGAAUCUAGGUCUCCCUGCUGUAUCUAAGUCCCCUGAAGAAAUGGGGAGCCUUGACGGCUUCAUGUCUAUGGUUACGAGCCUCGAUAACCCGACUUCAAGCAAAAAGACCCAGGAACUUCUUGGUUGGGAGCCAGUUGGCCGGAAGCUUUUGGAUGAUAUCAAGGCUGGUGUUUACGCCCAAAAGUGA
Molecule: messenger RNA, 897 nt
Organism: Penicillium robsamsonii
Lineage: Eukaryota; Fungi; Ascomycota; Eurotiomycetes; Eurotiales; Aspergillaceae
Product: SDR family oxidoreductase
Exons: 1
Coding region: 1-897 (298 amino acids)
Source: RefSeq, a predicted model, not a curated record